This is a messenger RNA of Microsporum canis CBS 113480, 930 nucleotides long. RefSeq names its product histidinol-phosphatase. Gene Ontology annotation, biological process: L-histidine biosynthetic process. The coding region runs from base 1 to 930 and encodes 309 amino acids. The record is from RefSeq and is a predicted model, not a curated record. Lineage: Eukaryota; Fungi; Ascomycota; Eurotiomycetes; Onygenales; Arthrodermataceae. Gene Ontology annotation, cellular component: cytoplasm. Gene Ontology annotation, molecular function: histidinol-phosphatase activity. The transcript has 3 exons.
AUGCCGUUCUCUCAUCACAGCCAUUCUGGCCAGUUCUGCCCUGGCCAUGCUAAGGAUCAGCUGGAGGAGACCAUCCAGACGGCCAUCGGGCAGCAGAUGCGAGUCUUCUGCCUGUCUGAACACAUGCCACGGGAGAAGAUAGAUUUUUACCCAGAGGAGACUUUCACAGAGGAAGAGUGCUGUGCAAACGAAGCCGCGUACUUCAAGGAAGCGUUAAGACUACGUGAAAAGUACAAGCAGGUCAUCAAUAUUCCGAUUGGCUUUGAGAUCGACUGGAUACGGCCGUCGUCGCUGGACCUCAUCAAGAGAUCACUGUCGACGUUCACCUUCGACUUCUUCGUCGGGUCGGUGCAUCAUGUCCACACGAUCCCGGUAGACUACGAUGUCCCGACGUAUCGCCAGGCGCGAGACCUGUCCGGCGGCACGGACGAGGGGCUGUUCAAGGCCUACUUUGACGACCAGCUGGCGAUGCUCCAGGAGCUCAGGCCGCCGGUCGUCGGCCACCUGGACCUGAUACGGCUUAAGAGCGAUGACCCUGACGGCAGCUUCACCCGGUGGCCAGAGGUCUGGCAGAAGGUUCUGCGAAACCUCGACUUCAUUGCCGGAUACGGUGGUCUGCUCGAGCUCAACUCGGCCAGUCUCAGGAAAGGGAUGAGCGAACCGUACCCCAAAGCUGAGAUAUGCAAGGAAUUCAUGGCCAGAAAAGGGCGCUUCUGCCUCUCAGAUGACAGCCAUGGCGUGGAGCAGGUUGGCCUGAAUUACCACCGCGUGCUGGACUUCCUGCACUCCACUGGCAUCUCUACGAUGCACUAUCUCACAUACGACCCCGAUGAUUCGUCCGCAGAGACCCCAGACGCUAGGUUUCCCCAUACCAGACUGCACAGCCUGAGCGUGGAAGAACUCGAGCAAGAGAAGUUCUGGAAACAUUAA